GACACCACUGCUGUUUUCGUUGACGUUCUUGCCCUCGUGCACGUUUCUUUUCCUCGUCAUUUGGCUGCCGUAACAAUCAGGUGACUUUGAGCCUGCCACUGCGAUUUCAGAAAAGUGCGAGAGCCAUUUGGACUUACACGAAUCUGCACGAGGCUGGGGAUUGGAGGAUUCGCAAAGUUCCUCCAUGGGAUAAGGAGGCUACCGUCUUGAAUCAAUCUCGACGCAAAAUUCCUGAAACCGCUUUUCGGCACUGCGCAAAGGGGAUGCCGUUCAUCAUCUCACUUUAAUUCACCGAUGCUACGCAAUAGUCUGCGCGAUAAGGUUCAAGGAUUUCGCUAUAAUGGAAAAAAAACUACAGUAGGAGUAAUGAAUAUUUGUAAGAGGAUGAUCACAUGGUGUGAUAAGGUUUGAGGUGAAACGAGCUGUUGAUGUCACGUUAUGGGGUGGUUCUUCCUCGCCGGGAUUCUAUUACUUUCCUUAUGCGUGGUGGGACUGCCAUUGCCGCAGGCUGGCGGUGGAGCGGGGGCACACGGGCAGCCGCAGCCCGGCUCGCCGAGCACCCCAGGCCCCGGUGGUGGUGGAAUCGGCAUCAUUGGCGGCAUUGGCGGUGGCGCUGGCGGUGGUGGUGGACCUGCAGGCCUGCUUGGAGGCCCUGGCGGUCCUGGUGCCCCGGGUGGCGGGACCAUCGGAAUGGCUGGUGUUGUCGGCGGGAUUGGCGGAUCUCUGAGCGUUAGUGGCGUCACCACAGGCGAUAUAAGGUCUAUCGGGACUGGAUCAUCCACCAGGCCCAUCCGCCGGGGUCGGGGGUGGCGCGACUGGCGCCGCGGUGACCCCACCCUCCUCAAAGGCCUCUGGAAAUCUAAGGGUCCUUUAGACUCGUUAGGAAAUGCAGAGGUCUAUAUUGUGCUGGCAUUGCUGAUCGGCUUCGUCACAGUCGUAAUUGGUUGCUGGCUUUCGGACAACUGUUGGUCACCGGAACCAGAAGGCGUUGUAACCCUCGCAUAGCCAAGUGCCGACUUCCGGGCAUCCAGGCGAUAACAACUACCCCACCGCCCCCUACACGCCAUCCUUCAGAACGCCAAUCACAUCGACGAGCGAGCUACGACUAAUCAACAACCACUCCUCGACUUCAAUGACAACGACACGUUCCUGCAACUCUACUGAUUCUGCUCAAUCAAUGAGAAAUCAUUAUGAGAAAAUUUCUUACGUUACUCUAAAGACGCACUACAAUUAUUACCAGUUUUAUUCAAAUUUAACCAGUUUGAAUUCUAGUCUGUCCCCAGCGGCACGUUCCUAUUGGUCGAUCGGUCAGUAACAUCAUUAACUGUUUUAACACGAAAUGUACAGUCUUGGACAGUUUUUCUUUUUUCCGUAAUUCUUUCGCGGAAUUUUGCUUCGAUUAUAACUCUCAAGAGUAUUGUGCAUUGCUGAAACCUAAAGAGAUGCACUCUAAUAUCACGCAAUACUCGUAAAAGUAAAUGAGAGAAUUUAACGAAUACGCCUAUUUCGGAGCGAUUUUAAGUUACGCAAAUCACUGAGUGUACGUGUAGGUUCAGUUUAUUGGUAGAUUAAUCGGUGCUGAAAAGUUCUACAGCGCCGUUUCAUUGAUGUCAAAUUAGAACUAACAGAUCAUUGCAUGUAACAUUCCGUUUGCUAGGCGACAUCGAUUAAUGCACAGAGUGCCAUAAUUUUAUUCGAAAAAAUUCGGCACUAUCAAAGUGCUCUAAAUUGUUUGCUAUAUUAGAUUUUAAAUUUUCCUUCGAGUUCUCUCAAUUAUGACACCUUUGGUUAUCUACUAAUAGAUUUCUGAUAAUUAUCAUAGUUAUAAACGUAUCACAUGUAUACUAUUACUUCAGUUUAAUACAGGUUCAACCAUGGUGUCCAUGUGGAUCGAGCUUAACAAUAGUUUAUCUAAGUUAUAAGUGUAAUGUAAGGGUAUCGUAUUGUACGAAUUAUACCGACAAAUGAAGUGCACGAAUUUGAAAGGGGGCGAGGAAUAUUAUCAGUGUUACAGGAAUGAAACUAGCAUGAUCUAAAAUACACAAUAUGGCGUUUGAGGAGCGCAAUGCUAUUCAUUGCUUGAACAGACCGGAAGUUGGCAGCAGAAUAUAACUUAAACGUACACGGGACGAUCAAUAAUUAUAAGAUGGGUUUAACUGGUAGGUAUAUCCCACAUAUGUAGAAGUACUUGUCAAACCAUGGGAUCGGAUAAACUUUCAUUACACGAAAUUGACAAAGAGAGAUCGAAUGAUAAUAUAAAGACGGUCAAUAUAUUCGAUGAUCAUCAGUCAUCAUUUUAUGAUACUGAUUGAUUUAAUUGAAUAACCCAUUUUUACCGUACCUUUUAUUAGACAAUAGUUUAAUUGAAAAUAUAUUUUUCAAAAUGUAUUUAUAUGUGGGGCUAAUGUUUUACUAUAUUUCAAAACUAUGAUUGCUUCAAACAUCGCGAUAAUUGUAAUGAAAGUAUCUUCUUCCAGAAAACAAAACUUUGAUAGAAGUAGGGUAUUUUAAUUUAUAUUAAUUUAUCGCGCAAACGCAGUGCAUGUAUAUUUUUGCAAGUAAUAUUGUUCUUUACGCGACAAUUUGUUUACGAAUUAAUUUAAAAAUAAAAUGUAAGUUGCAUGCUAUUUUUGGAUGUGUAACAUACGUAUGUAAAAAUUACGCAUACAUCGUACACUUUUAAUCUUUAAUUUUUCCUGACAAAAGUCCCCUCUUCGUCAUCAUAAAACAUACACAAAUAUGCAUUCACUCCAGUUGAAUAAAAACAUAAUCCAUCAAGUACGUGUAAUUUACGGUUCUCGAAAUUGGAGUUUCAAGAUGGCCUUUGAAACUUCUCAAUCCUUUUAAUAUUGUUUGAUCAUUACCGUGUGUAUGUACUGUGAUGUUAUAUUUCUAUAUGUCACGCCACAAAGAUAGGCCGUUUAUCUCGAAGGUUUCGAGACGGUAGCAAGGCGCUCGCACUGGCAACUGUCACUCCAGAGUCACAAAUAUUGUUUCAUAUUAUAUUAUUCUUAUAAUUAUCUAUUUGUUCUAUCUUAUUUAUGUACCAACGUUCAUAAAACGUAUAGCGCUAUUUGAUGAAAAAAUCUGGAUGACGACUCAUAAUCGCAAGUGAAAAGAUCCAGGAAAAGGCAGGAUAGUGUAACAGUAUCUUGUCAUUCAACCUUUUAACGCUCAAUUUUAACGACGAAAUAGUCACGUGACUGGAAAUAACGUUACGGAUAUUUUAUGUUCAUAAAAAGGGUAUAGCAAUGAAUUUUUAUUCCUAUCUUACUCCAAAACUCCAGUCUAUUCUAAGCAGUGCUAAUAGUUGUUCCAAAAGUGGAGAUAAAUCUCAGUAUCAGUAAAAAAGAAGAAGAAUUUACUGGUGGUGUUCAAGUGAUUUCAAGCUUGUACAAGUAUAAUGUCAUCUGCGAAUAAAUAUUAUGCCUGGCUGCAUGGAUGUACAAAAUUUAUUAAGAAGAAAAAUGAAGACAUGUGAAAAAAAUACUGGCGGCUCUUGUUGCUCUACAAAGUUGUUCGCAAUGCCACAUAGUUGUGCAAUAUUCAUUGCUAACAAAUACAUGAAACGAAUAAUUAUAUAUUUGUUUAUAAAAAAAUUUUUCAAUUAUCCAAUCUUAAAACCAAGUUUUAUAUAUAUAUUUUUUACUGAUUUUUUAUUGAUAAAUAAUUUGAUAAGUGCGCCUGACAUUUGCGCACCUAGAAUUUCGAGAUUGUAGCUCUCAUCAGAUCGGCUAUGGCCGGUGAUUUCAAGGCGAGUUGGAAUACAUACACAAACAAUCCAAUAAAAACUGUCAAAACUGGUCGUUCUCUGUAUAUUUCUACAUUCCGCAAAUCGGCUUGCGUUAAGUACGUGAAGGAUGCAUGUGACGUCGAUGACAGCCCCGGACGAUUUAAAAACGCUUUUCCGUCGAUAAAAGAAAAUGUUAUCACUUACAUUUCAAUGAAGAAUAACAUAUCCCAAAGUCAAGAAAAUCGGAGGGUAACACCGGAAACGGUUUUCUUGUUAGUAUCGUCGGUGCGAGUGCCAUGUAGAUCAUUUGCCUAUUGUAAAGUAUCAUUAAUCUCUAUCGGUUGAAAAGUUUCGUGUAUAAGGAGGCAAGUCCCUUGAGAUAUUUCCAAACAAGCGAGAAUUUUCCUUAUUGAAGUGUUUACUUAACUUGUCAGCAUAGUAUUGUAGCUUUCUUAAAAAAGAACACAAGAUCAACCUCGUUUUCUCAAAUUGAGUCAUUGGUUUUG
Molecule: messenger RNA, 4239 nt
Organism: Cephus cinctus (wheat stem sawfly)
Lineage: Eukaryota; Metazoa; Arthropoda; Insecta; Hymenoptera; Cephidae
Exons: 4
Coding region: 439-1005 (188 amino acids)
Source: RefSeq, a predicted model, not a curated record